This is a messenger RNA of Pteronotus mesoamericanus, 1461 nucleotides long. It is a transcript of the gene AZIN2, whose product is annotated as antizyme inhibitor 2. Gene Ontology annotation, biological process: negative regulation of protein catabolic process; positive regulation of polyamine transmembrane transport; positive regulation of catalytic activity. Gene Ontology annotation, cellular component: cytoplasm. NCBI's taxonomy places the organism in Eukaryota, Metazoa, Chordata, Mammalia, Chiroptera, Mormoopidae. The transcript is spliced from 9 exons. Gene Ontology annotation, molecular function: ornithine decarboxylase activator activity; catalytic activity. The record is from RefSeq and is a predicted model, not a curated record. The coding region runs from base 1 to 1461 and encodes 486 amino acids.
AUGGCUGGCUACCUGAGUGAAACGGACUUCGUGAUGGUGGAGGAGGGCUUCAGCGCCCGAGACCUGCUGGAGGAACUCACUCUGCGGGCCCCACAGGCCACCGCGGGAGAGGUUACUGCCUUCUUCGUGGCCGACCUGGGUGCGGUAGUGAGGAAGCACUUCUGCUUUCUGAAGCGCCUGCCUCGAGUCCGGCCCUUUUACGCCGUCAAGUGCAACAGCAGCCUGGGUGUGCUGAAGGUCCUGGCUGAGCUGGGGCUGGGCUUCAGCUGUGCCAACAAGACAGAGAUGGAGUUGGUCCAGCAUAUUGGCGUCCCUGCCAGCAAGAUCAUCUACGCCAAUCCCUGUAAGCAAAUUGCACAGAUCAAAUAUGCUGCCAAGCAUGGGGUCUGGCUGCUGAGCUUUGACAACGAGACGGAGCUGGCGAAGGUGGCGAAGAACCACCCCAGUGCCAAGAUGGUCCUGUGCCUCGCCACCGACGACUCCUACUCCCGGAGCCGCCUCAGCCUCAAGUUUGGAGCAUCGCUGAAGUCCUGCAGGCACCUGCUUCAGAAUGCCAGGAAGAGCCAUGUAGAGGUGGUGGGUGUGAGUUUGCACGUUGGCAGCAGCUGUGUUGACCCCCAGACCUAUGCUCAGUCCAUCGCAGACGCCCGAUUUGUGUUUGAAAUGGGCGCUGAGCUGGGCCACCGGAUGCAUAUCCUGGACCUUGGUGGCGGCUUUCCUGGAGUGGAAGGCACCAAAGUGAGAUUUGAAGAGAUUGCUUCUGUGAUCAGCUCAGCCUUGGACCUGUACUUCCCAGAGGGCUGUGGUGUGGACAUCCUUGCCCAGCUGGGGCGCUACUACGUGACCUCGGCCUUCACCUUGGCAGUCAGCAUCAUCGCCAAGAAGGAGGUUCUUCUGGACCAGCCUGGCAGGGAGGCCCACCCUGGUGCCAGCUUCCCACUCCCACCCCUUCAUCUUGCUACUUGCCCUGCCACUGACCCCUCCCUCCCUGCAGAUGAGACCGGUUCUGUCCCCAAGACGAUCAUGUACCAUCUUGAUGAGGGCAUCUAUGGAAUCUUCAACUCAGUGCUGUUUGACAACACCUGCCCUACCCCCAUCCUGCUGAAGAAACCAUCCGCAGAGCAGCCCCGGCACAGCAGCAGCCUGUGGGGCCCGGCGCCUGACGGCCGUGACUGCGUAGCGGAGGGCCUGUGGCUGCCGCAGCUGCACGUAGGGGACUGGCUGGUCUUUGAGAACAUGGGCGCCUACACCAUGGGCGUGGGUUCCCUUUUCGGAGGGACCCAGACCUGCCGCAUCACCUAUGCCAUGUCUCGCGUGGCCUGGGAGGCACUGCGAGAGCAGCUGCUGCCUGCAGAACAGGAUGGGGAUGCUGAGGGCGUGUGCAAGCCUCUGUCCUGCGGCUGGGAGAUCACAGACACCUUGUGCGUGGCCCCCGUCUUCACCCCGGCGAGCAUCAUGUGA